Phalacrocorax carbo (great cormorant) is the source of this 3455-nucleotide messenger RNA. NCBI's taxonomy places the organism in Eukaryota, Metazoa, Chordata, Aves, Suliformes, Phalacrocoracidae. The record is from RefSeq and is a predicted model, not a curated record.
UCCUCAGAUCCCGUCACCAUGGAAAUUCCCCCCAAGAGCCCCAACGGGAGUGAAAAGUCUCCUCAGUCCAAGGAGCUGCUGACCAGUAACACGGCCAGCACCCUUUGCAUCAGCUCCCGGAGCGAGUCUGUCUGGACCAGCACGUCCAGAAGCAAGUGGGACAUAUACCACAAACCCGUCAUUGUCGUGUCUGUUGGAGCUGCUGUCUUCCUCUUCGGGAUAGUCAUCACCAGCCUGUCUUGCAUCCAGAUCAAGAAUAAAAAUGUUUAUAAAAUGUGUGGCCCGGCUUUCCUAUCCUUGGGACUGAUGCUCCUUGUUUGUGGCCUCGUCUGGAUCCCCAUCAUCCGGAAGAAGCAGAAGCAGAGACAGAAAUCACAGUUUCUGCAGAGCCUCAAGUCCUUCUUCUUUAACCGCUGAGGGCAUCCCAGGACCUUCCCAGCAAGGCUUACCUCCCCUCUGUCCACCUGUGUUGGUUAGCCAUAAAAAGAAACAUGUUCUUGUAUUCGCUUAGAGGAUUUCAACCCAGCAAGUCUCUUCCCUACAGGUGAAAUGCACUGUGCUAAUCUCCCACGUGAAAAUGAACUUUGUAUUUUGUCCAAGUAAUCCCAGAAAAAAAAAAAAAAGAGCAGGAUUUUACAGCCCAGGCCAGCAAGGCAGGUCAGAGCUCUCUUCAUCGCCCUCCUCUCCAGUGAGCAACCCAAGGUCACAUAUCGGGAAAAGCGAAACUCCUAAGUAGCCUGGCUCCACUCAGUAGCUUCUGCAAGAUGCAUCAGCAGCGAGCAGCCAGCCGACUGCAGAGUGCGACCAAAGCCAGGUGUGGACAUUGCUGGCUGCAAACGGCAGCUCAGAUGUAGAAACUGGGAGGCCAGAGGUGGUUCAUCCAGCGUCAGUGGAGAGAAGCAGGAGAAGGUAGUUGCAGGCCACUCUGGAUCAGAGGGGACAGCCAGAACAGGCAGCGCACAUCACCAAAGCGUAGGAGGGCCAGAUGUGAUGCCCAUGGUCAGGACUUUCCUGUCACCGAGCUAUUAUGACAGCUGGCUGAGAGACGGCUGCAAACGGGACCUCACUCCUUGCUCAGGGUGGAGCAUUCGCAAGCUUUAUUUAUUGCUCCAAAGGGUCAAGGCGAGGAGCAGCAUCACGAGCAGCACUUUUUUGCUCUUCCUGGCAGAGGGUGUUUACGAAAGGCUGUUCCUCCAGGCCUGCAAAGUUUUUUUGCAGCAACUCUGCACUUGCACUGGUGUCUGCCAGAGAAACCCAUAAACCUGAACCAUCAGCCUAUUCGUGUGACCAGAACUGGACCACAGACAAGCGAGACAGGUUCGUUACCUCCACCACUAUGUAUUUCUGCCUUUAAUAAAUGUGUGCCCUGCGGCAAUUCACCAAGGAAGGCACAGAUCCUUUCUGCAUGGUUUUUGCUUUAAUUUUAUAUUUUCAGCAGGCCUGAUUUACAUUGAAAGACAAAUUUUAAAUGUAAAUUCUCAGCCUGAAGAACUGGUCUCAGACUGGACAGAAAGAUCCGGGUGCGUAUAAAUAGGCCUGUAAUGUCCAGCUCCUAAUUUUGGGUUCAGGCACUGACGAGAGUCUGAUUCUUCAGAAGUGCUGAUGCAGACUGGAUCCCACGGCUGAUUUUUAUCAGCCCAGUGAGACUCUCCAGCAGAGCAAGCCCCAGCUCAAAGGCCCUGACACCUGCUACAGGAUGAGGAUGGGCUCGGUGCCGAUCAGAAACAGAACAGGAACACAGAAGAGGAGACCCCACCAAGCUCCCCUUUGUAGUCUCCACCUCCACGGGGAACCGAGGCAGCCCCAUUGCUUUUCCAAAUGCUGUGGGAGGAAGAGAGGCUGGCAGGGGGUGCACUGAGAGAAUUUGCAAUGUGUUCGCCCUUUGGUUUCAAACAGACAGGGUGUGAUAACCUCCAUCAGCUGCUGAGGAGAGGAAGCUCGUGUAAGCCCUCAGGUUUCUCUAACCCAGUAUCCCAUGUCUACCAACAAGGACUACUGAAAAGCACAAGGAAUGGGGCAUGUAGAAAAUAGUCCUUCUGGUUUAUGUCCACCUCCCAGCUCACAGUAGCUCAGAGCCAAGCCAGAGGUUGCUCCAGACCACUGUUUCAUGGUCACUGAUACCGCCAACAUGCCCAACUCCUCCUGAUUUGCGCAAUUUUUCAAAUCAGUUUGCACUUUCAGGCUCUGCAACAUCCUGGAACCACAAUCCCUUCAAGUCCUCUAAUUUGCCAGGCACGCUGGAAGCUCUGCAUAGCAUCAGGAGACAUGACUAAAGCAGAGGGUCCUGCUGCUCCAGGCCAGCAGAUGCCCAGCAGGUCAGUUAAAAGGGAGUGUUCGCUGUAAUCAAGGAUCAUGAAGCUGUAGCUGUGGGAACUCUGCUCAGGGCCAAGAGCUGAUUCCCUGUGGGGAAAUAUUUAACCUCAUCCUGGUCACCUCUGGCUGAACUCCCUUAUAUCUGAAAUUGGUGCCACAUCAGCAUCUUUGCCUGCAAGUAUGCUCCAAGGUGCUCGUGGCCCAAAGCCUUCAAGUGGAAGCAUUUGUGCUACCACAGUUUGGCUAACACGAUUAACCAGGGAGCUUGGGCUCACUGUGGUACUGCUGCCAGGCUCCCACCAGUAGGUGAGCAAGGAGGACCAGUCCCAUGCACCUGGACAUCCCCCCCACCAGUGCUGGGAGAACUUGAGGAGGCAGCUCCCAGCCUGGCAGCUGACACAGCUGGGUUACGAGUAUUCGAGCAGCUCAUGUCCCUUUGCCCCAGGCUCAACUUGGCCCUGUGUUUUGUGUCCUGGGUGGUGCAGACUUGUGUGUCCCUGGCCAGCCAGUGCCAGGUUCAUGAAUGGGGUGUACAAGGUGUAUGAUCCGGUACUGGAACCAGUAAACCUCCAUUUGUUUCUCAGCCAUUCAUCAUGCCGUGCGAGGCUUUGCUUGUUUUUGCAACCCUGGCUUGGCCUCUAUUGAUUUAGCUGCCACGGGCAGAGGCCGCUCACCUAAAACUCCUGCUCGAGGGGCGGCUGCAGUGAGAAGAGCAGACAAACGUCAGGACGCAUGAGGGGGAAAUCAUGGAGCAAUGCGGGGAGCACCACCGGGUCCGGCUGGCUCCAGCCUGCAGAUCUGGUCACAGACAGGUGUCCUAAAGCUGCGCAGUCUGGAGAAGGCACCUGCAACGGUCCCUGCUGCAAACAGCAAUGCUGUUGCAAGAGGCUGCUCGGCCCAGGCUCGCUGGCCAAAGGGAUGCGACAGGAGGACUAGAAGUACCAAAUGUCCUGGAGAGAGGGAGCAGGAGUCCUGCUCUUCAUGUCUUAUGAGCAAGGAUAAGGAGACAGUCAAUGAAAUGUUAAUAUGAUAAGAAGUCACUGAGACCAAGAAUCUAAUGGGAUUCCAGACUGGUCAUUUAUUUAUUUAUUUAUUAAGAAUAUUAGGUUUAAUUAAAGCAAAAAUUACCCAAGGGAAUUUCA